AUGGCUGAUGUUCUUGGGAUUGAGACUGGGGACGAGGAAGUGAUCUAUGUCAUGCAAAGGGCAGCCGGUGGAGGCACCCUGCUCGGUGGUAGCUACCAAAAAGGCAAUUGGGAGUCACAAUUAGAUCCCAAUUUAGCGAUUCGCAUCAUGAAGCGUGCGAUCGAGGUGUGUCCUUCUCUUACCAAAGGUAAAGGCAUUGAGGCCCUGGAUAUCGUACGGCAAGGCGUUGGCUUGAGGCCCGUGAGGACUCUGGGCGCACGACUGGAGAAGGAGAGAAUGAACGGAUAUUGGAUUGUGCACAACUAUGGCCACGGAGGUUGGGGCUAUCAGGCAAGCUACGGAUGCGCGAUGCAUACGCUCAAGCUGGUUGAGGAGGCGUUAGCUACGAGAGCCAGGUUGUGA
Messenger RNA from Bacidia gigantensis, 402 nucleotides. RefSeq lists its product as uncharacterized. Gene Ontology annotation, molecular function: FAD binding; D-amino-acid oxidase activity. The record is from RefSeq and is a predicted model, not a curated record. NCBI's taxonomy places the organism in Eukaryota, Fungi, Ascomycota, Lecanoromycetes, Lecanorales, Ramalinaceae. The transcript is spliced from 2 exons. The coding region runs from base 1 to 402 and encodes 133 amino acids.